Phycomyces blakesleeanus NRRL 1555(-) is the source of this 717-nucleotide messenger RNA. RefSeq lists its product as hypothetical. Lineage: Eukaryota; Fungi; Mucoromycota; Mucoromycetes; Mucorales; Phycomycetaceae. The transcript is spliced from 5 exons. The record is from RefSeq and is a predicted model, not a curated record. The coding region runs from base 1 to 717 and encodes 238 amino acids.
AUGCCUUCCAAUAGCAGCAGAAAAACAGACCGUAAAGGAAAAGGAAAAGCAUCUGCAAGUAUAUCUACCUCUGCAAACCGUGUUUUGGCUGGCCGUGUUGGACCUCGAGAAAUUGCCCCCAGUUUCUCAUCCGCAACUAUCCAAGAUCAGCGAUACGUGGAAAUUGUUGAAAUGCUUAACAAAACUCGUAUGGCUAGUCUAGAACCAUCUCUGAUGCCAUCCUAUGUCCCCCAGACCUCCCUCAGUGAUGCCGAGGUUUCUGUCAUUAUCUCGGAAAUCUUCGCGGAAAAGUUGUGGGACUGGAAGUUCGAGUCUGACGACCCUGCUCUUGUUGCUGAGAACGAGAGUAAGAAGAAGUGGAACUUGAACAAGAAGAUUAACCACCGCGAUAACGUAGCUGUUAUCAACUACUUGAAGAGCUACAUUAGCGCCCAGACUCGUCUAGCUGGUACUCACCCACGGGUGAUAAGUGAUAAAAUAAAGAACAGGUACAAGCACAGUCAUUGUACUUUUCACGAGUCUCCUGAGCAGAAGGCCAAGAAAAACAGCAAGGGGAGAGCAAACAGUCGUACUCUUCAGUUGACAUACAUGGACAACUGGGUAGCCAUUGAUGCUGCAAUGGGAUAUAAGACUGGAAACCCUGUUGAGAAGGCCUAUCUCAAACUCUUUCAGAAGGAUGCCAUGUCUGAUGUUCAACAGAUUGUUGACAAUGGUUGA